Molecule: messenger RNA, 1317 nt
Organism: Pleurotus ostreatus (oyster mushroom)
Lineage: Eukaryota; Fungi; Basidiomycota; Agaricomycetes; Agaricales; Pleurotaceae
Exons: 5
Coding region: 1-1317 (438 amino acids)
Biological process (GO): lipid metabolic process
Source: RefSeq, a predicted model, not a curated record
AUGAACCAGUUACUGGAUGAAAUUUCUACCGGAGGAUACAGGGCCUUCCGUGCACUGAUCCCUGAACCGCAUGACCGAAUACCAGUGGCGCCGUCCACAAUCAUUGUCGCCGCCGCUGCAUCUCUGCCGUUUGCAUUGCUUGCGGCAAUGUCCCGACGGCCGGGCACGUAUGUUAUCCGCCUUUUGUUGCUGCCCAGCGCCAUCGUUUCGAUCGUGAAGGUCGCAUUUGGUUAUGCAUGGAUGACACCUAUGCUGAACGUGUACAAUUGGGGACAAUGCUUGUUGGCAGAGGUUCUUAUCGCGAAAGCCCUUGAAUUUACCUUCACCAAAGAAGGAAUGCUCAAAAGAGAUGAGAUCCUCCCUGGUCAGCUGCAGAAGGCGCACAGCGACCACGACACAAACGGUUCUGUAACUUCAGUCGAACCAGACCUACGCAUUGACGCGUCCCUUAUUACCGACGCGAUUGAUGUCGCUCAUACGAUGCGGGGUUUGUCUUACCAAUACUCAGCUGGAGUACGCGUGCCUCCUCACACUCGUCCGCUUGAGCGUAGAGCCUUCCUUGGUGCUACGUUACGCUCCUUUAUCACCAAUUUCCUCAUCCUUGACCUAUUGGAGACAUUCCUCAAAUUAUUUCCGAAUGUCGGUUCACCCAGCGGUGGUAGCAUGUUUUAUCCGACCCUUCCUCUCGUAACACGAUACACUGUAUCUACGGUCAUACACGUCCUUACUGGCACCUGCUUAUUGGCCGGAUUUGGGAUGGUCUACGAUCUGAUCACUUUACUUGCGGUGGGCGUGGUCGGUGGCUCUCCAUUGCGCUGGCCUCCCGUAAUGGAAAAUCCCUGGAUAUCCCAAUCCAUGCACGAAUUCUGGGGGUUGCGGUGGCACCAACUCCUCCGCCAGACCUUCUUAGCGUUCGGCGGCUAUCCCCUUCAAUACGUCUUCAAACGUCUACAUCUUCCGUCCGACUUUGGUAUGGUAUUCGGCGCUUUCCUUGCGUCGGCUCUCUUCCACGAGUGCUCCAUAUACUCGAUGGGCAAAGGUUUUGACCCUGCUCCUGUGAUAUUCUUCCUUACGCAAGUCUUGGUUUUGGCCGCCGAGCGCAUAUGGAGACACGUUACGGGCAGGCGGGUCGGAGGCUGGCCGGGGACUUUGUGGGUAUACGCGAUUUUGUUCUUUGGCGCACAACCAAUGAUCGAUUCAUGGCAUCGACGGGGCUUGGGCGGAGGAUUGAUAAUCCCUCCAUUCCUUAGUCCUGCACGGCUCGUCCUAGUGCCAUUAAUCAAGCGCGUCUUGGUAUCCUCUCUAACCUCAACGUAG